UCGGAAUGUGCGCUGAUGCUGGCGCAGGGGACGGUUGGCGCGUAUCUGGUGAGUGUUCUGACCACCCUGGAGCGCCGCUUCAACCUCCAGUCCGCCGACGUGGGCGUGAUCGCCAGCAGCUUCGAGAUCGGCAACCUGGCCCUCAUCCUAUUUGUCAGCUACUUCGGCGCAAAGGCCCACCGGCCGCGUCUGAUAGGCUGUGGGGGUCUCGUCAUGGCGCUGGGCGCGCUGCUCUCCGCCCUGCCAGAGUUCCUGACCCACCAAUAUGAGUAUGAGGCCGGGGAUGGGUGGCACGCGGAGGACGGGAGAGAUGUGUGUUCCAACAUGACCAGGACUGAGGGCAGAGACUCUGCCUUCCUGUGUGGGAACAAGUCCAACACCAACAUGAUGUACCUGCUGCUGAUAGGGGCCCAGGUACUGCUGGGGAUCGGGGCAACACCAGUACAGCCUCUAGGGGUGUCCUACAUAGACGACCACGUCAAGAGGAAAGACUCCUCUCUGUAUAUAGGUAUAGUAUUUUCCACGCUGGUGUUUGGCCCAGCCUGUGGAUUCAUAUUAGGAUCCCUCUGCACCAAAGUCUAUGUGGACGCUGUCUUCAUCGACACAAGUAAGCUGGACAUCGGCCCUGACGACCCCAGGUGGAUUGGUGCGUGGUGGGGUGGCUUCUUGCUCUGCGGUGCCUUACUCUUCAUCUCCUCCCUCUUCAUGUUCGGCUUCCCCCAGUCCCUGAAUGAGCAGGAUGUGGACAUUGGGGGGGAGAGUGAACAGGCCAUGUUGCCCCCCUCCCUGUCCAGGGAUUACGAGGGGAACAAGCCCACUAAUGGGGUGAUUCAUGGCUUCCAGGCCAAUAGUGGACUGACCUGCUGCGAGCACAUGAGAGUCAUCCCCAAGGUGACCAAGCACCUCCUGUCCAACCCUGUGUUUACCUGCAUCUCUCUGGCAGCCUGUAUGGAGAUCGCUGUGGUUGCAGGCUUCGCCACCUUCCUAGGGAAGUACAUGGAACAGCAGUUCAACCUCACCACUUCCUCAGCCAAUCAGCUGCUAGGUAUGACAGCCAUUCCGUGUGCGUGUCUGGGUAUCUUCCUGGGUGGUCUCUUGGUGAAGAAGUUAGACCUGUCAGCGUUAGGGGCCAUCCGUAUGGCCAUGGGGGUCAACCUCGUCUCCACCGCCUGUUACGUCUCCUUCCUCUUCCUCGGCUGUGACACCGGCCCUGUCGCCGGGGUGACUGUCGCCUACGGCAACGCGACCCUGCGGUCAUGGCAGAGACCGGAGCAUUCCUGCAUCAACAACUGUAACUGCUACACAGCCUCAGUGAGCCCUGUGUGUGGCUCCAACGGGAUCACCUACCUCUCUGCCUGCUUCGCCGGCUGCCUCACACCUAACCUGACCAGCUGUAUGUGUAUCAGCAGUAAGGAGGAGGAGUCGGUGGCGUUGCCGGGGAAAUGUCCCAGUCCAGGCUGCCGACAGGCCUUUAUCACCUUCCUUUGUGUCAUCUGUGUGUGCAGCAUGAUCGGAGCCAUGGCCCAGACACCCUCCGUCGUCAUACUUAUCAGAACAGUGAGCCCUGAGCUAAAAUCCUACGCUCUUGGAGUUCUGUUUCUGGGCCUGAGACUACUAGGUUUCAUCCCUCCCCCUCUGAUCUUCGGCAUGGGCAUCGACUCCACCUGCCUGUUCUGGUCCACAGUCUGUGGAGACAAGGGAGCCUGCAUGCUGUACGACAACGUGGCCUAUCGACACCUCUACGUGAGUAUCGCCAUCGCUCUCAAGUCCACCGCCUUCAUCCUUUACACCACCACUUGGCAGUGUCUCCGGACCAACUAUAAGAAAUACAUUAAGAACCGUGAAGGCUACCUGAGUCCCACCCAGCUGUUUGCCUCCAACGUGACUCUGGACAACCUGGGCAAGGAGAUCACCCAGAACCCAGGCAACCGGACAACGUUUAUAUAUAACCUGGAGGAACCAGGGAUGAGUUAUAACAUGGAGUCUGUUUUAUAG
Molecule: messenger RNA, 1995 nt
Organism: Oncorhynchus gorbuscha (pink salmon)
Lineage: Eukaryota; Metazoa; Chordata; Actinopteri; Salmoniformes; Salmonidae
Product: solute carrier organic anion transporter family member 3A1-like
Exons: 10
Coding region: 16-1995 (659 amino acids)
Biological process (GO): prostaglandin transport; sodium-independent organic anion transport; transmembrane transport
Cellular component (GO): membrane
Molecular function (GO): protein binding
Source: RefSeq, a predicted model, not a curated record